AUGGCCAAGUACAGAAGAAAAAAAUUAGGUCUCGCCGAGAAGGGGUACCUCGUCGCGGCCACGAGGCGGAGCACGCCAUCCCACUUGGGGGCCGGUGCAGGCUGCUCGCCGUCGGCGUCGAGUCAGAGGGGAACUUGGCGGAGGCAGGCUGGCCAUGGGCGCGGCCGAGGCCGCUACGGCCGCGGCGGAGGGGAAGCAUGGUGGGGUGCGAGCGAUGCAGCGCAGAUGUGGAAGAAAGGAUGGGGAAGGGCGUGGGCCGGGCGUGAACAGGGUCGUGGCGGCGCUGGCUUCACCUGGGUCCAGGAGCAUGGCGGUUCGGCGCUGCUGGUGCUGCCGUGCUCGCACGGUGGUGAUGUGGCCCGGCAGGUGCUAGGCCCACUGGCGCCGGUCAUCUUCGAGCACAAAGAUGAGGGACAGCCUAGAUAUGUUGCCAUACUCUGGCUAGCACUCUCCGGCUUGCCACGAGCUUGCCAGGCUUCAAAUCGAGCAAAUCCUCGACGCUAUCUCACAUGGUACGCCCACCUGAAUACACUUUCCAGAUGGAUAGUGUAUCCAGGUGGGCGCGCCAUGCUAGAUAGCGUCGAGUUGAGCCCCGGUAAACUUACGGCAAACCGUAGAGUGGUUGCCGAGUAUGGGAACAUUGUCCGGGCCCUUGCUCGUAUUUGUGCUAGAAGAGCUCCAGCGCUCCAAGACUGA
This is a messenger RNA of Miscanthus lutarioriparius, 696 nucleotides long. The record is from the annotation of a GenBank genome assembly. NCBI's taxonomy places the organism in Eukaryota, Viridiplantae, Streptophyta, Magnoliopsida, Poales, Poaceae.